AUGUCUCGUGCCCGUCAGCCCCCGCUGGUCACGGGCAUCUCGCCCAAGGAGGGCGCGGCUUGGACCAAAGUCACCAUCCGCGGAGAAAACCUGGGCACGGGCCCAGCCGACCUCGUCGGUCUGUCGAUCUGCGGCCAUAACUGCCUGCUGACAGCCGAGUGGAUGUCAGCCAGCAAGAUAGUGUGCCGCGUGGGUCCUGCCAAAGACGACAAGGGGGAGAUCAUUGUCAAUACGAAGUCCGGUGGUCUCGGCACCUCCACCGUCUCAUUCAAACUGAUCCGACCGGAGAGGAUCGGUAUCCUGGACCAGUCCGCCGUGUGGGUGGAUGAGAUGAACUACUACGACAUGAGGACCGACCGCAACAAAGGCAUCUCCCCCCUCUCUCUGCGACCCAGCAAUCCACUGGGCAUCGACAUAGACAAAGGGAAGCUCCCACAGAAAGACAUAGAGCUGACAUUUCCAGGAAUGAGUGGAGACUUCACCAGUGAGAACUUCUCCGCCACCUGGUACCUCAUAGAAAACCACAUGGGCUCCAGUUUUGAGCAGUUGAAGAUGGCAGCCAAUAACCUGAAGAAGCAGGCUACUAAAAAGAACGAGGGCAGUCUGGCCUACGUGAAAGGAGGCCUCAGUACGUUCUUUGAGGCCCAGGACGCACUGGCAGCGAUCCACCAGAGGCUGGAGUUUGAUGGCACAGAGAGAGUGGAGGGAUCGAUGACCCAGCGACUGGAAAACAUCCUCAACAGAGCCAGCGAUACUGCAGAUACUCUUUUCCAGGAGGUCUUAGGGCGCAAAGACAAGGCUGACUCCACACGCAAUGCACUCAACGUCCUGCAACGUUUCAAGUUCCUCUUCAACCUGCCACUCAACAUCGAGCGCAACAUCCAAAAGGGCGAUUAUGAUGUGGUGAUCAAUGACUAUGAGAAAGCCAAAUCUCUCUUUGGCAACACUGAAGUCCCCGUUUUCAAAAAAGUGUAUGCUGAGGUCGAGAUGAGGAUCGGAGCUCUGAGGAGUCUCCUAUUGGAGAAACUGCUCCAGACCCCGUCCACACUGCACGACCAGAAGAGAUACAUCAGGUAUCUGUCUGACCUCCACGCCCCGGGCGACCCGGCAUGGCAGUGCAUCUAUGCCCAGCACAAGUGGAUCCUGCAGCUGAUGCAAAGCUGCAGAGAUGAGUUCAUCAGCGGCCAGCGAGUGGGCGUCGGCGCUCUGGACCAGGAGAGGGAUGCCCGUGGGUCGGCCCUCGGCAGACUGGGCCACAGCGCGUCUCUGAAGAGGGGAGGCAGCCAGAGGACGACGCGACCCAGCACCUGGCGCUUUGAAACCCCGCAGCAGGUGCAGUUUGUGGAGAAGCUUUCAGAUGUGGUCAUCGGCCAGUUGCCCAACUUCUGGAAGCUUUGGAUCUCUUACGUUAACGGAAGUCUUUUCAGUGAGACUGGAGAGAAGUCUGGACAGGUGGAAAAAUCCAAGAAAAAUGCCAGACAGCGGCAGAAUGACUUUAAAAAAAUGAUCGAGGAGAUGAUCAAUCGGCUGGUGAAGCUCGUUCGGGGGGCUCUUCUCCCCACUACGCUGCCGCAGGGGGAGCUGAGUUCUUACGGAGGCUGGGAGAACAAGACGGAGCUCACUGGGGCCUGGCUUACUCAAAUCAUACACAUCGUCAGGGCUUGUCACGAGGCUCUGUCCACUCUGGAGAUCCCCAACGACUUGCUGCAGGUGAUCCAGGAUCUGCUGCUGGAGCUGAGAGUUCACUGCCUCAUGGUCACUCUGUUGCACACCACAGACGAUGUCAAGGGGCUCGCUGAGAAGGAGAACUGGGUCGUGGAUAAUGAAGGGAUCACCAGCCUGCCUUCACAGUUCGAACAGUGCAUGAUCCAGAUGCUGCAGUCACUCAAAGAGCCUCUGGAGAUCAAACCUGGAGAAAUUAAUGUGCUGCAGUUGGAUCAGGUGCAGGACCAGGCCACAGAGCUCAGUGUGAACAUCAUGAAGGUUUUCAUUUACUGUCUGGAGCAGCUGAGCAGUAAGAGUGAGAUUUCUACUUCUCACAACAUAUCGGUGGACCUCUCCUCUCCGGAUCGGUUCACUGCAGCUCAUGAAGGCUUCAGUCCAACAUCAGAGCAGCGCCUACUGAUCAUCCUCAGCAACUGCCAGUACCUGGAGAGACGCACCCUGCUGAACCUGGCCAAUCACUUCGAGAAACACGGGCUCACAGGCACCGAGAAGAUCACACGGGUGAGUGUGGACGCUGUACGAGAGCUGGAUAGAAAACUCUUUGAGGCCUACAUCGAGAGACGAGCCGACCCGAUCUGUGGCUCCCUGGAGCCCGGCAUCUACGCCGGGUACUUUGACUGGAGAGACUGCCGGACGCCGACAGGUGUGAGGAACUACCUGAAGGAAGCCCUGGUCAACAUCAUCACAGUUCAUGCUGAGGUCUUCACGGUGUCUAAGGACCUGGUACCCCGGGUUCUGUCUAAGAUUGUCGAGUCGGUUGCGGAGGAGAUGUGUCGUCUUAUGCAAUGCGUGUCCUCCUUCAGCAAAAAUGGAUCCCUGCAGGCCCGGCUCGAGCUGUGUGCUCUGAGAGACGCCAUAUCCACGUUCCUGAACUCUGACAGCAGCGCCAACUUCAAACUGGCUCUGGAUGCCCUUCCACAGCUCCAUAGUGGAGCUGAUAAGAAGUUGUUGGAAGAGUUGUUAAACAAGUUCAAAAGCAGCAUGCAGCUCCAGCUCACCUGCUUCCAGCCCUGCUGCAUCCAGCCUGUUAAGAGAUGAAUUCAACCCCGUCUGUCUGCAACUGUACUGCACUCGCUGUGUCUCAUGUGUGUGCAGUGAGCUAAUGAACUUUAACCUUUUCGCUUAACACUUUAUUAACUCAUAGCGUUUGUUUCACUAUCAGUGUUCAGUUGUUCUUCACCAGAGUGUGUUCAUCUAAUCUCAAUGACACAAGAUGAGUUGAUGUUGCUGUUAGUGUGUAGGCCUGUAACUGGGAUGAACUCAGUUAAACUCAGUUUAAAGUUGGUGUUGAUGCUUUGUACUUUGCCAUCUCUGCAGCCCAAUAAAUGAGCACUACUUA
Molecule: messenger RNA, 3064 nt
Organism: Gasterosteus aculeatus aculeatus (three-spined stickleback)
Lineage: Eukaryota; Metazoa; Chordata; Actinopteri; Perciformes; Gasterosteidae
Gene: exoc2
Product: exocyst complex component 2
Biological process (GO): Golgi to plasma membrane transport; exocytosis
Cellular component (GO): exocyst
Source: RefSeq, a predicted model, not a curated record